Molecule: messenger RNA, 723 nt
Organism: Solanum verrucosum
Lineage: Eukaryota; Viridiplantae; Streptophyta; Magnoliopsida; Solanales; Solanaceae
Product: organ-specific protein S2-like
Exons: 4
Coding region: 1-723 (240 amino acids)
Source: RefSeq, a predicted model, not a curated record
AUGAAAUCACUUUUUGCUCUCAUCCUCCUCAUUUCACUUGCCUUGUAUGCAAUCACCACAGAUGCAAGAAGAGACCCUGGAGAUUAUUGGAGAAUUGUGAUGAAAAAUGAGCUCAUUCCUAUAGCAAUCCAGCAUCUUAUGCCUAGGUAUGACGUUCCUUUCGAACCAAAAAGUUCCUUUGAACCAAGGCCAACUGUAACUUCUUAUCGUGAUGAUAAAGUCAGUCUUAAAAAAGAAAAGUCUUUUGAAUCAAGACCGACUUUAACUGCUUAUUAUCAUGGUGAUGUUGGCCUCAAACAAGAAAAAUCAUCUUUUACUAAAGAUUUUGAACCAAGGCCAACUGCAACUUCUUACCAUGAUACUGAAGUCAGUCUUAAAGAAGAAAGGUCUUUUGAACUAAGGCCAACUUUAACUGCUUACUAUCAUGGUGAUGUUGACCUCAAACAAGAAAAAUCAUAUUUUACUAAAGAUUUUGAACCAAGGCCAACCACAACUUUCUAUCGUGACAUUGAAGUCAGUCUUAAAGGAGAAAAGUCUUUUGAACCAAGACCGACUGUAACUGCUUACUAUCAUGGUGAUGUUGGCCUCAAACAAGAAAAAUCAUAUUUUACUAAAGAUUUUGAACCAAGGCCAACUGCAACUUCUUACCGUGAUGAUGAAGUUAGUCUCAAAGAAGAAAAGUCUUUUGAACCAAGGCCGAAUGUUAGUGUGUACAAUGAGUGA